This is a messenger RNA of Mollisia scopiformis, 852 nucleotides long. RefSeq lists its product as uncharacterized. The coding region runs from base 1 to 852 and encodes 283 amino acids. Gene Ontology annotation, molecular function: flavin adenine dinucleotide binding; saccharopine oxidase activity; sarcosine oxidase activity. The record is from RefSeq and is a predicted model, not a curated record. The transcript is spliced from 3 exons. Lineage: Eukaryota; Fungi; Ascomycota; Leotiomycetes; Helotiales; Mollisiaceae.
AUGGUCGGCUCGGACGAAGCUCCCAGACUGUUCGAAACGGAGGAAUUGUGGCAUAGUCGCACCGUUGGAUACGCAGAUACAGCCUACGCGCCCCAGCUUGUAAAGGAUGAGGUCAGAGCCCUUGGUGUUGAAGUCAGAGAAGUAGACGUACGAAGGAUUCUAACGGAUGAUGACGGGAGUUGCCGAGGCGUUGAAGUCGACGCAGAAGUGCCAUACGAGCUGCUCGCCGACAAAUUUAUCGUGUCCGUGGGUCCAUGGAUACCACAGCUUCUCGAAGCAUCCAAAAUACCGUUCCCCGAUGGAAUCCUUAGGAUUAUCGGACUGGUUGUGGGCAUUCUUCGACUAACUGAUACUGAUAUGAAGACAUUGAACAUGGACAUGCCAAUGUCUGUUGGGGAUGAAGGAGAGGUGAUAGUAUCGAAACGACACAACCUUUUGAAGUUGACGACACCACGCACGUUUGAGGUGGAGAGCAUAAAUAAACUUCACGAUCAUCCGAUGGCACGCGAGGCCAGUACAAACAUUGCUGUUUUGCACAAGUGGCUUCCACAGUUCGAAAAUAGAGAUAUAGAAAGUUGGGUUUGUCCUGAUCUUCUCACCGUUGAUAGACGUUUCGUUAUAGACGAAGUCCCAGGCACCAAGAAUCUGAUUGCUGGAAGUUUUCAUUCAGCCAAGUUUUUUCCGAAUUUUGGAAGUUUGGUUCAACGAUAUCUUGGGAAGGGGGAGCCAAAUGCAUUGUUUGAUGAACUAUUGAGAGGAUGUAAGUGGGAAAGACCUCACGAAGUACAACACGUUCAUCCUGGGGGUCAUUCCAAAACCUGCGAAGGAUUGAGCAUGUUUAUUUUAACAUAA